Coregonus sp. 'balchen' is the source of this 44456-nucleotide messenger RNA. The record is from the annotation of a GenBank genome assembly. NCBI's taxonomy places the organism in Eukaryota, Metazoa, Chordata, Actinopteri, Salmoniformes, Salmonidae.
AUGAAGUGUCUAAUGCUGGGCCCCCUGCCUGACAUAAUCCUGCCUGGCAGCCCGGCCCCUCGGCUCACAAAAAAACUGCCCCCUCCGGCCCUCUGCGCUCCCCCUCUCCUAGCCCUCCCCAACCCUGGUUCACCCCUCGCCUGCCCUCGCCUAGCCCUCCCAAGCCCCUUGCCCGCUACCCAAGGCGACGCCACGUGGGGAGGUGCCCGUUGUUAAUCACGAUGGACAGUGUGUGAUCUGACAUGCAAAUAUAGGUCAUUGCAUAUGUAAAUGUGUUAUUAGGGGGCCGGCAUGCCAGAACACAUUAGUGAGACUGUGCUCUCAGCAGGAGGCUGUCACAGCGCUUUACGGGCUCAUGCUAACAUUUGUCAAGCUACCAUGCAGCGAGUGAAAGCUAUGCCCUCGCUCUAUUUCUAGAUCUAGCUCUCUCUCUCUUUCUCUCAUUCCAUUUCUCUCCUCCUAACCUAACACCUCUGCUCCUCCACUCCUUCUGCUCUUCUUUUUCCUUCUGCUUUUCUCUGUGUGAAAAACACUGUAGUGACCACUGUUUCUCUCUCUUUGCUCUCUGCUUUUGACCUUGGACAGGGUUCAAUCAGUAUAACAUCUGUAUAAAAUGGUAUUUAAAAAUCAUGUUAAACACUAUUAUUGCACACAGUGAGUCCAUGCAACUUAUUAUGUGAAUUGCUAAGCACAUUUUUACUCCUGAACUUAUUUAGGCUUGCAAUAACAAAAGGGUUGAAUACUUUUUGACUCAAGACAUUUCAGCUUUUCAUUUUUAAUUAAUUUGCAAACAUUUCUAAAAACAAUAUUCCACUUUGACAUUAUGAGGGUAUUGUGUGUAGAUCAGUGACACAACAUCUAAAUAUAAUCCAUUUUAAAUUCAGGCUUUAACACAACAAAAUGUGGAAAAAGUAAAGGGGUGUGAAUACUUUCUCAAGGCAUUAUAAAAACAAUCUAUUCAUACUAAGAGGAUACAGUGCUAUAAAACGGUAAUAAAUAACAGUAAUUUACGAUCUAUCAGGGAGUAACGAAUUACAAAAGAACUAACUGUAAUCCGUUAUGUAACCAGCAAAAAUAUUGUAAUCAGAUUACAGAUACUUUUCAAACACUCAAUGAUCGCUUUUAAAUUCAGCAAAAAAAAUUGGGGGGAAAAACGGUCACCUUUCUGUUCUCUCAAUGACAUUCAAAUCAGCAUUGGAAAAAAGUGCACGUUUUAAGUUUGUUCCGCAUGAGCGUGUCUGACAAAAAGACAGAGACCACUAUCAUGACACACCAAAUGUGUUUGAUGGAUCGGGGGAAAAAGCAGGAAUAGGCUUUUGUAGGCUGCAGUCCAAGUUAUAUCUUCCAAUGGUCUGACUGCUGUUGACAUCCAAAGAUGAUCCAACUUGUAUAAACGCUUGGAAAUAAGGACGACAGCAGUGGUGUAACCUACGGGCGAUACGGAUAUCACUUAUUGAUAUCUACAUAGCUCAUUGAUGUGAAUUGUGGUUGUUGUGGAUGGCUGUUCACAAAUGUAGAUGUGUAUUUUAACUCAAUAAUGGUUGAAUUGAAGAAGUUUAAGCUGCCUAUCAAUCAUUGUUUUGCGACCAGUGGGCAGCCAGUGAAAAAUAUGCUCUUGCGACAGUGCGGAUCCCAGCCUAUGGAAUAAAAGUUUGAUGGAGUUUCUACCUUCUAAACUCCUCCAUGGUAUUGUGCUCCUUACUCUCAAAAACGAGUUAAAUUUUUAAUUUAAGAAGACCACAAGUGGGGCUUUUAUUGCUCAAUAUCAAUUGUGCUGAUAAAAAAUACAUAAAUCCUUAGGCCUAACGGACACAAGCUUAAGGAGCGCAGCUGUUGUUGCUCGACCACGAGAUAAUUUGCGACCAUUCAAUCUUCAGUCUGCAUAGUCAAUGUAGCAGAUGCAACAAUACAGUGGCUUGCGAAAGUAUUCACCCCCCUUGGCAUUUUUCCUAUUUUGUUGCCUUCCAACCUGGAAUUAAAAUGGAUUUUUGGGGGAUUUGUAUCAUUUGAUUUACUCAACAUGCCUACCACUUUGAAGAUGCAAAAUAUUUUUUACUGUGAAAAAACAAAACAAGAAAUAAGACAAAAAAACGGAAAACUUGAGCGUGCAUAACUAUUCACCCCCCCAAAGUCAAUACUUUGUAGAGCCACCUUUUUCAGCAUUACAGCUGCAGGUCUCUUAUGGUAUGUCUCUAUAAGCUUGGCAAAUCUAGCCACUGGGAUUGUUGCCCAUUCUUCAAGGCAAAACUGCUCCAGCUCCUUCAAGUUGGAUGGGUUCCGCUGGUGUACAGCAAUCUUUAAGUCAUAACACAGAUUCUCAAUUGGAUUGAGGUCUGGACAUUCCAAGACAUUUAAAUGUUUACCCUUAAACCACUCGAGUGUUGCUUUAGCAGUAUGCUUAGGGUCAUUGUCCUGCUGGAAGGUGAACCGCCAUCCCAGUCUCAAAUCUCUGGAAGACUGAAACAGGUUUCCCUCAAUAAUUUCCCUGUAUUUAGCACCAUCCAUCAUUCCUUCAAUUCUGACAAGUUUCCCAGUCCCUGCCGAUGAAAACCAUCCCCACAGCAUGAUGCUGCCACCACCAUGCUUCACUGUGGGGAUGGUGUUCUCGGGGUGAUGAGAGGUGUUGGGCUUGCGCCAGACAUUUUCCUUGAUGGCCAAAAAGCCCAGCUCUGUGGAGUGUACGACUUAAAGUGGUCCUAUGGACAGAUACUCCAAUCUCCGCUGUGGAGCUUUGCAGCUCCUUCAGGGUUAUCUUUGGUCUCUUUGUUGCCUCUGAUUAAUGCCCUCCUUUGGUUUUGGUGGGCGGCCCUCUCUUGGCAGGUUUGUUGUGGUGUCAUAUUCUUAAAAAUGUUUAAUAAUGGGUUUAAUGGUGCUCCGUGGGAUGUUCAAAGUUUCUGAUAUUUUUUUUAUAACCCAACCCUGAUCUGUACAUCUCCACAACUUUGUCCCUGACCUGUUUGGAGAGCUCCUUGGUCUUCAUGGUGCCGCUUGCUUGGUGGUGCCCCUUGCUUAGUGGUGUUGCAGACUCUGGGGCCUUUCAGAACAGGUGUGUAUAUAUAUACUGAGAUCAUGUGACAGAUCAUGUGACACUUAGAUUGCACACAGAUGGACUUUAUUUAGCUAACUAUGUGACUUCUGAAGGUAAUUGGUUGCACCAGAUCUUAUUUAGGGGCUUCAUAGCAAAGGGGGUGAAUACAUAUGCACGCACCACUUUUCCAUUAUAAAAAAAAAAAUAUAUAUAUUUAAACAAGUUAUUUUUUUAAUUUCACUUCACCAAUUUGGACUAUUUUGUGUAUGUCCAUUACAUGAAAUCCAAAUAAAAAUUUAUUUAAAUUACAGGUUGUAAUGCAACAAAAUAGGAGAAACGCCAAGUGGGAUGAAUACUUUUGCAAGGCACUGUAUGUUGAUGACAACGAUGCUGCUUUCCACUUUGCUUCUUAAUAUAAAUCCACAAGCGUUCUAUAAUGACACUAUUAGUUUGUGUAUCUUACUGUCUGCAAACAGCUAGUUUGUCUUUUCUUAGCAAGUUGUGGCAAAAAGAAAUAGUGUAAGACACUAACGUAAAUCGUAGCUAGGUAAAUACAGUGCUAUUGUAGGCCUAAAUCAGCAUGUUUGUGCAACAGCAUUUUCUAAAUCAGAAGAAUAGGUAAGCAUGAAUAUGUUAGCUACAUGAUGUAAGAGAAAAUAUUUAAUGUAGCCAAACAUUAUAGGGUCCCACUCCCCUGGGAUAGCCUGUCACAAUAAAUCAUCCAUAGAGAUUCUAUUAGUAUUCUAAUUCCUAAUUCUAUGAACGCCUCCCUGUCUUUUUCAAUCGUUGUCAUGUCAAGCAACACUGUAUUCAAAGUGCACACUAUUACAUUCUAACUAUAGAAUUAGAAUAAUUUAUAUUUCCAUGAUUCCAAAAGUUCACCCAAGUGUUUUGAUUUGCUUAAAAAUAAGGGCUCUAUUUUUUUUUGCCCAUAUCGUUCAGCCCUACGUAGCAGUGUGUAAAUGAUCUCAAAUGAGAUCAACUUUUUGUUGAAGUUACUUUUAUACUGUUCAGUCAAUCAGAAUGGAGAAAGCCCCAUUUGAAAUGACUUGGCAUUAAUGUGUUGCCAGCCUAUGGUCAUGCACAACUCAUAAAGCACAUUUAGAAGUUUUGUUAUUCAAAAACACAAAAUGCCGUCAAAUACCAUCAAAAAUAUGAAAGAUAUUGUGAUAUGAUAUUUUGGCCAUAUCGCCCAGACCUAGAACCUCUUCUGUCGUUGCCACAGGUCUGUUUUUCUGUUCAUGCGAGCUUUGUUUAAUGGUGAAACGGAUCUGAAGUGAACACAUCUAAAGAUGCUCCUUGCCUCCAUCCAUCAUGACACUGUGCUCUCACCCUCCUCUCAUCUCCUCUCCUCCUCCUUCCCUGAGUCUGCCUGCCUGUGAGGCCGUCCCCGGGUCGUAGUCGGGGCCAGGCACCGGUGAAAUGUGGCAUUGUGAUAUCUGUCGCCUCCUCUCUCCCUCCACCACACCAACAGACACGGUUACAAAAUGGCUGCAAAGGUCACGCCCUGCUCUGUGUGUUUUCACACAUCACAACCCCAAGGCUCAUUCAAGCCUGUUUUCUUAGCUUUUUAAUUUUAGAUGUUCACUGGCGAGCCGAGUGUCAGGGCGCCACAUGCAUCCCUUGGAAGAGGAAAGCACCGUGGGGGGGGUUUGUCGCUAGCUGGCUGGUCCAACAUAAGUCACUUCAAGUGCAGCAGCGUGAUGUGCCAUGGCAGACUACAGCACAGACACACACUCUAAUUAUUGGCCUCGUUGGACUUAGUAAUGACCUAAUAAGAUGUAGUGAUUCAGGAAGAGUCCAAUUUUUUCUGUUAAAGGGAUGCUUUGGGAUUUUGAGUCAGAUAAACUCGUGUAUACCAUUUUGAUGUCUCUGUGUCCAGUAUGAAGGAAGUUAGAGGCAGUUUCCUGAGCCAAUGCUAAGUAGCGUUAGCGCAUUGACUGGAAAUCUAUGGGUAUCUGCUAGCAUUCUAAAAUAAAAUAAAAUAGUAUUUUUCACAUGUGCCGAAUACAACGAUGAAGAGUAAAACAAAUCAAUAAUAAUAGCAACACACGAGGAAUACUAUUUAAUUUGUAUAGAUAGAUAGAUAGAUAGAUAGAUAGAUAGAUAGAUAGAUAGAUAGAUAGAUAUAUAUAGAUAUAUAGAUACAUACAGUACCAGUGAAAAGUUUGGACACCCCUACUCAUUCAAGGGAUUUUCUUUAUUUUUAAAAUUUUUUUAUGUUGUAGAAUAAUAGUGAGGCCAUUAAAACUAUGAAAUAACACAUAUGGAAUCAUGUAGUAACCAAAAAAGUGUUAAACAAAUAUAUUUGAGAUUCUUCAAAUAGCCACCCUUGAUGACAGCUUUGCACACUCUUGGCAUUCUCUCAACCAGCUUCACCUGGAAUGCUUUUCCAACAGUCUUGAAGGAGUUCCCACAUAUGCUGAACACUUGUUGGCGGCUUUUCCUUCACUUCACUCUGCGGUCCAACUCAUCCCAAACCAUGUGGGGGCCAGGUCAUCUGAUGCAGCACUCCAUCACUCUCCUUCUUGGUAAAAUAGCCCUUACACAUCCUGGAGGUGUGUUGGGUCAUUGUCCUGUUGAAAAACUAAUGAUAGUCCCACUAAGCCCAAACCAGAUGGGAUGUCGUAUCGCUGCAGAAUGCUAUGGUAGCCAUGCUGGUUAAGUGUGCCUUGAAUUCUAAAUAAAUCACAGACAGUGUCACCAGCAAAGCACCCCCACACAUAACACCUCCUCCUCCAUGCAUUAAGGCCUGAUUCACACAGUCACCUCUGAACAGUUGAUGUUGAGAUGUGUCUGUUACUUGAACUCUGAAGCAUUUAUUUGGGCUGCAAUUUCUGAGGCUGGUAACUCUAAUGAACUUAUCUUCUGCAGCAGAGGUAACUCUGGGUCUUCCAUUCCUGUGGCGGUCCUCAUGAGAGCCAGUUUCAUCAUAGCACUUGAUGGUUCUUGCAACUGCACUUGAAGAAACGUUCAAAGUUCUUGAAAUGUUCCGUAUUGACUGACCUUAAAGUAAUGAUGGACUGUCGUUUCUCUUUGCUUAUUUGAGCUGUUCUUGCCAUAAUAUGGACUUAGCCCUAUUUGGUAAAAGACCAUCUUCUGCAUACCACACCUACCUUGUCACAACACAACUGAUUGGCUCAAACGCAUUAAGAUGGAAAUAAAUUCCACAAAUUAACUUUUAACAAGUCACACCUGUUAAUUGAAAUGUAUUCCAGGUGACUACCUCAUGAAGCUGGUUGAGAGAAUGCCAAGAGUGUGUAAAACUGUCAUCAAGGCAAAGGGUGGCUAUUUGAAGAAUCUCAAAUAUAAAAUAUAUUUUGAUUUGUUUAACACAUUUUUGGUUACUACAUGAUUCCAUAUGUGUUAUUUCAUAGUUUUGAUGUCUUCACUAUUAUUCUACAAUGUAGAAAAUGGUACAAAUAAAGAAAAACCAUUGAAUGAGUAGGUGUGUCCAAACUUUGGACUGGUAGUGUAUAUAUCUUUUUUAUUUUUGUCAUUUAGCAGAAGCUCUUAUCCAGAGUGACUUACAGGAGCAAUUAGGGUUAAGUGGCUUGCUCAAGGGCACACUGACAGAUUUUUCACCUAGUCUGCUCGGAGAUUCGAACCAGCGACAUGUCGGUUACUGGGCCAACGCUCUUAACCGCUAGGCUACCAACCUAUAGAAUGGAGCUAUAUACAGGGAGUACCAGCACCAGAUCAAUGUUCAAAGGUACGAGGUAGUUAAAGUAGAUACUGUAUGUAUAUGAAGUCAGGAUAAAGUGACUAGGCACCAGGAUAGAUAAUAAUACGAGUAAAAUAAAGAACAGAGUAGCAGCAGCAAAUGAUGAGUGUAAAAAUGUUUGUGUAAUGAAUGUUUGUUGUGUCGGGGUGUGUGUGUUGUGUGGGUUUUGUGUGGCAGGGUCAUUGGAGAGUGUGUCUAUAGUCUAGUGAGUGUGCGUAGGGUCAGUGCAAGAUAUAGUUAGUGCAGAUAGUUUGGGUACCGUUAAUUGACUAUUUAGUGGUCUUAUUGCUUGGGGGUAGAAGCUGUCUCGGAGUCUGUUGGUCCGAGAGCUGAUGCUCCGGUACCGUUUGCCGGACGGUAGCAGAGUGAACAGUCUAUGGCUUGGGUGGCUAGAGGCUUUGGCAAUUUUUCGGGCCUUUCUCUGAUACCGCCUGAUAUAGAUGUUCUGGAUGGCAGGGAGCUCAGCCCGUGUUAUGUACUGGGCUGUCCGCACCACCCUCUGUAGCGCUUUGUGGUCAAGGGCGGUGCAAUUUCCAUACCAAACAGUUAUGCAGCCAGUCAAGAUGCUCUCGAAGGUGCAGCUGUAUAACCUUUUGAGGAUCCGAGGGCCCAUGCCAAAUCUUUUCAGCCUCCUGUGGGGGAAGAGGCGCUGCCGUGCCCUAUUCACGACGGUGCGAGUGUGUGUGAACCAUGUUAAGUCCUUAGUGAUGUGGACGGCAAGGAAUUUGAAGCUCUCGUCCCGCUCAACAAACAGCCCUGUCGAUGUGGAUGGGGGCAUGCUCUCCCCUCUUUCUUCUAUAUUCCAUGAUCAGCUCCUUGGUCUUACUGACGUUGAGGGAGAGGUUGUUGUCCUGGCACAACAAUGCUAAGUAUCUGACCUCCUCCCUGUAGGCUGACUCAUCACCGUCGGUGAUCAUACUUACUACCGUUGUGUCGUCAGCAAACUUGACAAUGGUGUUGGAGUCAUGCGUGGCCACACAGUCGUGGGUGAACAGGGAGUACAGGAGGGGACUAAGCACACACCCCUGAGGGGCUCCCGUGUUGAGGGUCAGCAUGGCGUAGGUGUUGUUGCCUACUCUCUUCCACCUGGGGCCGGCCAGUCAGGAAGUCCUGGAUCCAGUUGCAGAGGGAGGGGUUAAUCCUGAAUGAAUGGUGAAUAAUGAUGAGGGAGAAAGUUACAGAGGCAUACUGUAAAUAUCAUACCCCCCAAAAAAUGCUAACCUCCCCUGUUAUUGUAAUGGUGAGGGGUAUGAUAUUUGUGCGUCUAACUUUGUCACUCAUCAUAAUUCACGAUUCAUUCAGGACUAUCCAUAAUCAUGGUAGCAUCCACAUUAAUGUAGAAGUGUUUAGAAACAUAUUCUAUUCUUAUUUACAAUAAAAGUGAUUCCAAAAUGACAGAAUACAUUAUUUACCAUUCAUUUCUAUUGGGCACAAUAUAAUCUGAAUCACAACCAAAACAAACAGCCAAGUUCCAACAAGUUUCUAGAGUCACAACCUUGAUGUAAUCAUUGCGUUCUAGGAAUAUGGGACCAAGUACUAAACUUUUCACUACAUGAAUACACAUAUACAUUAAUUUGUCCCAAUACUUUUGUUCCCCUAAAAUGGGGGGACUAUGUUCAACCGGCAUGGAUGAAAAUAACGUCAAAUUAAAGCUGAUAGUCUGCACUUUAACCUCAGUCAUUGUAGAAUUUCAAAUCCAAAGUGCUGCAGUACAGAGCCCAACAAUUCAAUAUAAAUGUCACUGUCCCAAUACUUUUGGAGCUCACUGUAGUUUCCAUGUUGUCAACAAUCUAAGCCAAAUAUAUAUGUUGAAAUAUAUAUGGCAAUAGAAAUCCUAUAUGGAUGGUGUUAAGAGAUAGAUGGGAGGUAUUGAAUAGAGUUGAAGGAUGGGACUAAUAACAAAUAACAACAAAUUAUAACAAAGAUAGCUAAUAAUGUAAGCAUACUGUGUCCAUAAUAAGUAUAUAGGUUGUAUGUUGGGAGCUUUUGGGAAAGAGCACAGUUAGAAAGAUAUGGCAAUUAGAAGCAAACCGGAUGGACAUCAUGAAAAUGAUCGGAGAGGUUGAGAGUAGAAGAAGUUCAGGAGCAAAAAAAUAAAUAUAUAUAUAUAUAUAUAUAUAUAUAUAAUUAUUGUAAAAUUAACUCUGUCCAUAAGGUGUAGAUAGUAAGUAUAGACCGGAAGUAGAGGCCUGGGCGUUGUUGUUCACUAAUUUACUCCAAGUAGGGAAAGGAUGGUGGGGUUGAAAAGUAAUAAAGGGGAAUAUAUAUAUAAAAAUAAAAAAUAAACAUGGGGGAUUGGAAGUGAUGCAGACAAUUACAUUGAUAGAAGAUACAAUCUAUCUGCAAUAUUAAGCUGAUCCAUUCCCCGCCAAAAAAAAAAAAUAAUAAUAAUAAAAAAAAAAAAAGAUACUAAAAAUUAAUAAUGAACGAAAAAAAACACAAAAAAAAAAAAUCUAAGCCAAUGCCGUCGGUUUUGCCCCAUAGUUGCGCAUGUGUCGGUUUUGUUGCUAAACAACAAACCCGUCUAUAGGAUUCCACCUUCGUCCUAUAUUGUCCUUUUGCAUGUUUGAUGUCUCGUCGGAGGUCGUAGCAGGCUUUCUUGUAUGCUGGUGGCUCUAGCCUUUAGCCCAGUGCGAAUAUUGCCUGUAAUCCACGUUUUUUGGUUUGGAUACGUUCUUACUGUGGGGACGACGUCGUCUAUGCACUUAUUGAUGAAGCCUGUAGCUAUUGUGGUAAACUCCUGUUGUCAUAAACUCCUCAAUACUAGGAUGAAUCCCGGAACAUAUCCCAGUCUAUACUAGCAAAACAGUCUUGUAAGCUUGUGUCUCCUUCAUCUGAUAAUUUCCGUAUUGAGCUCAUCACUGGUACUUCCUGUUAGAGCUUUUGUUUGUAAACAGGAGGCAGGAGAAUGGAGUCAUGGUCAGAUUUGCCGAAGGGAGGAUGAGGGAGGGCCUUGUAUGCAUUUUUGGGGGUAGAAUAAAAGUGGUCUAGAGUUUUAGCGCUCCUAGUGGAGCAAGAGACGUGUUGGUAGAAGUGAGGUUUUAAUUCUCCCUGCAUUAAAUUCUCUGCCAACCAGAAACGCUGCCUUUGCUGUUGGCCCCAUACAGUUCGUUGUGUGCCAGAAUGGUGUUGGCUUGUGGAGGGAUGUAGACGGCCGUGAUAAUUACGGAUUAGAACUCUCUUGGUAGAUAAAAGGGUCUGCAGCUUACCCUGAGGUAUUCUAUACUGAACAAAAAUAUAAAUGCAACUUGCAACAAUUUCAAAGAUUGUGCUGAGUUACAGUUCAUAGAAGGAAAUCAGUCAAUUUAAAUAAAUGCAUUAGGCCCUAAUCUAUGGAUUUCACAUGACUGGGCAGGGGCGCCACCGUUUUUCCCCAGAAAAGAGCUUUAUUACAGACAGAAAUACACCUCUGUUUCAUCAACUGUCUGGGUGGCUGGUCUCAGAUGAUCCUGCAGGUGAAGAAGCCGGAUGUGGAGGUCCUGGGCUGGCGUGGUUACACAUGGUCUGCGGUUGUGAGGUCGGUUGGAUGUACUGCCAAAUUCUCUAAAACAAUGUUGGAAGCGGCUUAUGGUAGAAAAAUUAACAUUCAAUUCUCUGGCAACAACUCUGGUGCUUAUUCCUGCAGUCAGCAUGCAAAUUGCACCUCCCUCAAAACUUGAGACAUCUGUAGCAUUGUGUUGUGUGACAAAACUGCACAUUUUAGAGUGGCCUUUUAUUGUCCCCAUCACAAGGUGCACCUCUGUAAUGAUCAUGCUGUUUAAUCAGCUUUGUGAUAUGCCACACCUGUCAGGUGGAUGGAUUAUCUUGGCAAAGGAGAAAUGCUCACUAAUAGGGAUGUAAACAAAUUUGUUCACAACAUUUGAGAGAAAUACGUUUUUUGUACAUAUGGAACAUUGCCGGGAUCUUUUAUUUCAGCUCAUGAAAUUUGGGACCAACUCUUUACAUGUUGCGUUUAUAUUUUUGUUCAGUAUAUAUCAGGUGGGCAAAAGCUGCUAGCAGAUACGCAUAGACUUCCAGUCAUUGUGCUAACGCUAGUCAGCAAUUCACUAGCUCUAGUUAGCAACUUCCUUCAAACUGCACGCAGAGACAUGAAAAUGGUAUCCACGAGUUUGCCAAGGACCUCAUUGCCAAAAUCCUGAAUGAUCCCUUUAACUGUAAAUAUGCAUAAAUAAUCACGAAGUUCAAUGUUGGUUUUUUGGACAGGAAAUAUCCAUGUUCAGCAGGAGAAGAGAUGGAUGCUGCUUUAUCACACAAACUAUUGUAAACCAUUCCAUGUUCAGCAUGCUGGAAAACUCAAACAUAACUGCAAGGGAAAGCAUCAGCGGUGUAGGCCUACUUGUGUGUGUUUGACUGUGUAUUGUCUGUGUCGGCCUUGCAGAAGCCGCUUCAGCCUGACAUGGGCCACAACUCUCUGGCUAACUUCCAGAUUGAGAAGAAGAUCGGGCGGGGCCAGUUCAGUGAGGUGUACCGGGCCAGGUACCUGAUGGACAACACCUCCAUGGCCCUCAAGAAGGUUCAGGUGAGAGAGCCUCACACACGCACGCACACAGAGCACACACAGCACACACAGCACACAUCAUCAUUUCCCCCCCACCUUUCAAGAUACCGAAGGACAUAUUUCAGGGGGUAUGAUGUCACCAAGCAGGAUCAAAGAGUUAGCCGGCCAUAUUCUCAAACAACUCCAUAUUUUCUAGUUCAGAGAAAGAUUGAUUUGAAAUUUAAAUUGUAUAACUGACUCAAAUCAAGAUCUAUAUCUGAAUGUUUAUCGAAGUCAGCUCACUAACUUGUCAAACUUAUUAGUGUACUUGCUGAAAGCAAGACCACUCUAGAAAUUGCACAUACUUGUAUUAUUAUCAUUUGCCUUCUUCCGCUCGCUCUAGUGCUUUAACCAUAAAUAAAUACAAUUGGGGGCAUAAAAUAAUUAGCAUAACAUAAUCCACCGACAGUAGUGGUAACUCUUGAACCGUUCAAGUUAGAGACACAAAACGAACUUACACAUUUUCAAGCUAUCUAUUCAAUCACUCACUCAAUCAUCAAUAUUUCCAUCUACCUACUUUUUCAACUAUAAGUUCAUCCUGCUUUGUGAUCAUUACUCUCUACUAGUGUAUACACGAUAUACCGGUAUCGCGAUAAUAUCACGGUACCAAAAUGUCAUGAUACCAACAUUUUUGAAUAACAUAGUACCGUUUCAUAUGAUACUACUAAAUUGUUCAGCCCUACCGAUCUAAAGAACCAGCUGGCGCCAGUUAUAAAAUGUUCAUAAAGUCAGUUGUUUAUAAAUUCAGUUAAAACAAUUAAGCAACAGCAAAUAGUAUGUUGUAUGCGCCAGUCCAAUAAUGUCCACUUCACUUUCAUGCGCAUCUCAAGUGUCGCAGCUGUGAUCAGCCAGCCGCAUCCCCUUCCAGCAUCACUCACCUGCUUCUCCCCGUCCUCUCUUCCUGUGCAUCUAUUCCUCCAUCAGUUUUUAAAAUAUGAUUUAGCCGUGAUGGUGAGCGGGGAUGCAGACCCUGAUGUCUUCUGUUGUUACAUUUGUAAAUGUUUUACAUUAGAGUAGUGUGCAGAGCUGAUACAUUGUGUCAUUUCAUUGCCUGGUAUAACCAAGAACACAGGCCAGUCUGAGUAGGCUUUGCAAGUGCAAGUUCGCUAGUCAAAGAGGACAAUGGAGUGACAGCUUCGCGACAGGCAUGCUUGCAGCUUUACAGCAAAGACGGAGCGUCUCUAGCCCAAAAGGUUAGAAAAAUAUGACCCAUAUUACCAGAGCGAACUUUUUUUCUUCCUGUGCGAUUUCGCAACGCAUUUUUAUACAUUUCACAAACCAUGUCGCGGGCCAUUUUAAACUAAUCCCGUUGUUCAGUCGUGUUACCGAGUUAGCUAGCAACCUGUUAACUUGACAGUAGCUCUAGGCUAAUUAGAUUGACACAGGAAUACAGGAAAAUGGUCUGCUACUCAUGAGAUUUGCUUCAAAGGUAGGAUUUAUAUAGGCCUAAUGUAAGCCUAAACUAUAUUAAAAACCAAUCGCUUUCUGGUGCUCCUUAAAUUCUGUUUGGUGCCUAAUGCUUUUAAAGUUGGGAGAAGUGUAUGUAUGUUUUUGUGGGAGAGAGAGAGUGGUGUGUGUGUUUAUGAGAGAGAGGGAGACAAAGUGUGUGAGGGAGGGAGGGACAGUGUGUGUGUGUUUCUCUGUGUUAAUUGAAGAUUAAAGAAGGUUUCAUGCAGUGUUUUCCCCUUACUGCCACAAUGACAUGCAGAUCAUAAUGUAUAUUCCUUCCUCCCGUUCCUCAAGCCAAAUCACAGGUAGGUUUUUGCAAAUAUGAGCAAAUCAACCAUUCUAUGCAGUAUUCUAUUACACAGUGAACAGUGUGAAGUUAAUUUAGUAUGUGUUGAAUUGAGUAGAAUUGUGAAUAUCAGUGACAGCUGUUUUGUAUAGCACAUGCACAUUCCAUUUAUAAAACGGGAACAAGCGUUCGGGGUACAGGGCGAACUGGACGCUAAGCCACUGAAUUGUAUCACAAUAUUUUUUGGGGGGUGUAUGUGAUUUUGAUUGAUAUGAUUUAUUUAAGUGUCAUACACCUACCGGUGGCCAGCCCACAUGGGCUUACAAGACACUAAUAAACACAGUACCAUUUUCCUAUUAUAUGCAUACAAUAAUCAUGGCAAGUACAGCUACCAUCUAGCCACACUACACAAACAGUGCAUUUCUCCUUCUCCUCUAGGCGUUGUGAACAAACAAUACUACUCGGUAUCAUGAUACUUGGCCUGGUAUUGUAUUGGUAGUAAAAUGUUUGUAUCUUGACAACACUACUCUCUACUAUCUCUGUAUUUAAUAUUUAACCAUGUCUGUAUUUGGGUUUACUGCAUUAUUGAAAUGCUUUAUUAAAAUGUGUGUGUUGAACAGAGUGCUGUAAGACAAACUCGUCUAACUAGAUUCAACUGUCAGUGUUCAUGUCUGGCAGUGGUGUGACACAGUCUUAAUUUACAGAUUCCCUCUCUCUCUGUGUGUGUAUGGUGUGUGUGUGUGUGUGUGGUGUGUGGUGUGUGUGUUCUCAGACAGACAGACAGACAGAGCUCUAUCUUUAGCUAGUCAACCCACCACACUUUACCACCCCGUCUCAGGAACAUCACAAGAUGAGGUCAAUGGGUUCAGUCUACUGAGAAAAAUGCUUGUGAUUCUCCGUACAUCUAGCCUUCCCUUCCCAUCACACACUAUCACACUCCAAGCCACUGAUGAAGUCACGUUAUAUUUUAAGAAUACAGUAUAUUAGGAUAUUAUGUCUUGUAGGUUUUAAAAUGGCGGUAUACAUUUCUACACAGAGAUGAGAAAAAGAGAAGGAGAAAUAAUGUUUUAUUUAGAUCAAGGCCAAGGUGUAUUUUAUUUUCCAUUUUCUCACCUGUUGCUCGUUUCAAGAGUGUAGUGGUGUUUGUGUCAGUGUUUAAGAGAGUGUAGUUGUGUGUGAGGUUGUGUGUGUGUGCAUGAGAGAGAGGUGUAGUGAUGUGUCGUUUUAAUGUCAUAUGUUAAACAAUCGUUUUAAUGUCAUAUGUUAAACAAUGUUGAACAUAAUACUGUACUGUCUAUAAUGGUGACCGCCAAAACAGCAGCUAUGUGGGUAUCCGCUUCUAACUGGCUUCAAACUUUGCCUUUGGCUAAGGCAAAGCCACUGCUGACAGCCUGGCUGCUGACAGGGUUGUGUACCACAUCAUCAGGGCAUGACGCAUGCUGCACACGGAACGAGAGGGAGAGCUUGGUUUGUUGUUUUGAACGUUUCUGCAAGUUUUUUUCUUGACAAAGUUACUACCUGUUUAUUUUGGAUCCCGCGACAUGGUAAGCCUUAGUUGUUUGGACCGCUACUUUCUGUCCCGGGAUACUGCCAAACCCAAAAGUCUGAAGAGCUUAGCUGCUAGUUAUUCAGCUAGCCAGGUUUCAUUGACAGCCUGAACACAGACCGUGAAGCAGUUUUUCAAAUCAAAUCAAAUCCAAGCCCUUGUGGCUGUGACCGCAGAUAGUCCUGUGCUUGUGGCUGUUUAAAUCCCUGCUGUUUGGUACUGUUUCCAUCGGUCCUGUGAGCUGUCCUGGCUGGAACUGCGUGGAGUACCAGCGUUAGCCUACGUUGCUACCAUCAUGCUGCCCAAAGCUAAAGAAGAUGGAAGUAAUGGAGAGGACAGGUGCGUGAUCUUUUAAAUAAACACAAUUAUGUCUACAAGCAAUUGUUACAGCAACAGGAGAAUGGCUUCAAGAGCUUUGUCCAAAUACUGGUGGACUCAACUAACAAAAUAAUGUUUGAUCUGACCAGAGAGGUCCAAGACCUUAAGAACAGUUUGCAGUUAGCCAGAGAGAGGUGGAUGUCCGGAAAGGGACUUGCUGCAAAAUGACAACAAACUCUAGGUCCACGCGAGAUGACAUCAGCACUGUCUGUGUAUCAUUAUUAACAGUGACUGGGAAAACAUACUAUCUAGAGGAACAAUCCAGGAAGAAUAACAUUGUUGUGGAUGGCAUACCAGAGUCUCCACAUGAGUCUGAGGAGAAAGUGAGAAAAAUUAUCGCCGAAAAUAUGCAGGUCAUGGGAAGAUUGAGGUGGUGCGAGCCCACAGGUCUGGAAAACCUGAAACCAGCCCAGGUGAAAGACACAGGCUGAUAAUGGUCAAGUUCCUAAGGUUCAAUGACAAGAUGGCUGUUCUGGAGAGAGCCAAGAACUUGAGAGGACCAACAUCUUCCACAACGAGGACUUCUGUGAAGCUGUGCGACAGCAGCGGAAAUAACUUAUCCAAGCUAUGAAAGCUGCCAGAGAGCGUGGGAACAUUGCUUACAUCCGCUACGACAGGCUUAUUGUCCACCCUCCCUCCCAAAAGCCUGGGAGGAGUGAGCGAGCCAAGCUUCCGGGUCAGUAGCUUUAGCCCAACAUCCCACACACAAACACCAACUGACACUCACAAGUACCUGAUUGACUGACUAUUAGCCAAACAAUGUUUUUAAUGUAAUUUUUUUUUUUUUAGGGCUGACCCCAAUUAGUCGACUGGUCGAUUGUUUGGUCGUUAGGCUGUUGGUCGACCGAGAUUUGUUUUAGUCGAGCAGUAACAAAUAAAUAAAUAUAUAUGUAUGUAUUUAUUUAUUUAUUUAUUUAUUGGCGCCCAUCUCAGUGAACUAAUCCAUUGUGGAGGCCUAGACUAAAACCCAAUUUAUGCUUGAUCCAGAAAUGUGGUCGGAGGCUCCAUAUGGAGGUUGUGACACAAUUGCGGAGCCUCCAGAGGCAUGCGGAGGCCAAAUCAAGCUCCAUACAGCAUCGCCAUGCACCUCCCAAAUGUUUUUACAAUGCGGAGGGCUCUGUAUAGCUCCGCAUUGACAUGAUUGGUUGAUAGUAGGUGGAGGCGGUACAUCCUGUAGAAAACACAAACUUACUUCCUUGACAACAGCUCUGCACUGCUCCGUGAAGAGCAAGAGGGGAGGGAAUGGCCGGCAGGGGAUGUAGCUCAGUUGGUAGAGCAUGGCGUUUGCAACGCCAGGGUUGUGGGUUCGAUAAAAUAAUGUAUGCGCUAACUGUAAGUCGCUCUGGAUAAGAGCGUCUGCUAAAUGACUAAAAUGUAAAUGUAAAUGUAAGUAUGAAUGCCCUGACUUCUGCUGAGGUCGUAUCACCGUAAAUGCUGCAUGGUCAAUGCAGAUGUCGGAUUGACCAUGCGCACAGAUGCACAAUGCACUUCUCUCUCCCGCCAAUUUGUGCACAUUCAUUGUUUCAUAACUUUAAUUGUGUGAAUUGUUUGCAUUUGAUUGUUAGUGUAUGUCAAUACCCCAUUACAUAUAUCACAGUACAUUUAACGUUAAUUCCUAUAAUUUCUAAUCUACAAUGUUUGUUUGGUUAAAGUAAUUUCUGUUAAUGCAUUCAAUAUAUUAAUAUUACAGUCUUUUACCGUUCCCAUUGUCAGAGUGGACAUGUUGUUUGCAGAGCGCACAACCUAUGUUACACUUGUGAGAAACAAGUUUUGGUUUAUUUCAUUCCAUUUACGCGUUUCGUCAAUUUAGUAAUUGUCUUUUGUUUGGAGCGCUCCUGUCAAUGUUGAGUAAGGACGCGCACCUGAUUACGCAUAGAAGUAGGCCUAUAGGCUACCUGGCCUGCGUGCAAAUGUAGGCAUAUAAAGGUGCCCAUUUGGGGAUCUGAUAGUAUUUCUGAUUGGCUUAACACACCACCAUUAAUGACCUGUGAAACUUCUCAAAGUAAUGUUUUCUUCACCUCAAACAGCAACCAAACAAAGUAUUUUUAUAUCCAUUGAGAAUUACAGGAGUCCCUCAAUGUAUUUGAAAAAUCUUUCCAGCUCUUUCCCUUUCGAUUACCACUCAGCGUGAAAGGGAAAAAUGUUAUGCUCUGAUCCAGUGGAAACUUAAUAAAAUAGGCCUACCUGAUUAGUUCUUAUCAAUGCUUGACUUGGACUGAAAUAGGUUCCGGUACUCAUUUUGGGUGCUGGUACAGUUUAUAUUUAGGUGCAGGAGCUCCACAAUACUUUUGAGCUAAUAUUCUUUAAGAGGAACAGGAGCUCAAGCAGUAGAACAUUUGUGCAUAUGAAAACCAUAACUGGCACACAGAUUGGCAGAAAUUGUAAGAUAAAUUGGCAUUCCACAUGAGAAAGGUUGCCGACUCCUCGUGUAGCCUAUUACCGGCAACUUCAGGAGAGUAAUGGCAGAAUCUGCGAAAGCCAGCACGAGCGGGAGGAGAACAGUUUGGUCAGGUUAUCUAGAUCUCUGGCGCCCUCCUGAGGCAUUUGUGUUAUUUCAUCAAAUGCUACGCUUGAAGCGCCAGACCAGCUCAAUGCAUAUAGUUGAUUUUAUUGAAACACGUUUAAACAUUUCGACCAAUGGCUUGGUCGAAAUAAAUACAUUCAUAUAUUGGCUAUCUCUGAGACUCACUUAGAUAAUUCCUUUGAUACAGCAGUAGCAAUACAGGGAUAUAACAUAUACAGAAAAUACAGAAAUGCAUAUGGAGGAGGUGUUGUUGCAUAUGUUCAGAGCCAUAUUCCUGUAAAAUUGAGAAAGGAGCUCAUGUCUAAUGUUGUUGAAGUGUUGUGGUUGCAGAUUCACCUGCCUCAUCAAAAGCCUCUUCUUUUGGGGUGAUGCUAUAGGCCACCAAGUGCUAACAUUUACAUUUACAUAAUUUAGUAGACGUGAGAUUAUUUAAGAUACUCUUUGAAGAGGUAGGGAAGAUGGGCAGGGACUCUGCUGUCCUAGAUUCAGGGGGAAGCCGGUUCCACCAUUUGAGGUGCCAGGACAGAGAAGAGCUUGCACUGGGCUGAGCGGGAGCUGCCCUCCCAUAGAGGUGGGAGGGCAAAGAGACCAGAGGUGGCAGAACAGAGUUCUCGGGUUGGGGUGUAGGGUUUGAAAAACUGAUAAAAUAACACAAGGAACAAUGCGGACUGUGAAGACACACACACACACACACACACACACACACACACACAUUAUUCUUAGUAUUUUGCAUUUAUUCGUUUUUCUUUAGUAUUCUCUUUCUUGUUAUUUUUUAAAGUAGUCGUGUUGUUCUUUUGGUUGUGGUGUUCUUAGUUGAGAUUUGUCUUCCUAUACCUGUUCUGUAUUUUGUCAUGUUUUGUGUGGACCCUUCUUCAGCAGCUAAUUGGGAUCCGAAUACAAAUCAUAAAUCAUAUGGUGAACAAUUAUAGCCUCCAAGGACUUUCUCUCUUAAGACAGGGAUGGGCAACUGGCGGCCCCCAUUUUGUAGGUCCGCGGACCAAUACAAUUUGAACUCAGUUGGGGUCUCAAUUUACUGUUGAGAGUUAGAAUAAUAGAAUGCACAGUCACUCAAUUAGCCCAUGCCAGCAUAAUUUUUUAUUUAUUGGUAAGUUAGUCUAGCGGCCAGCUAUCUAAACUUGUAGUAAGCAUGGUCGAAUUACCAACCGGGGUCGGGCCCAUUGAUCAUCAGUCAUAUUAAAAACUGCUAACAUUUGCCUUCACCCUAUGGCAAAAUGAGUAGAAUUGCAUGAAAUUAGAUAUAAAAUUGAUAAAUCUUUGUUUUGUAAAUAUUUUUAUUAGUGUAAUUAAAUGUAGAUUGUAUAAAGAAAUUGUUGUUUAAUUAUUCUGAUACAAAGUGGGCUUCAGAUAAAUCAAUGUAUUACUAUUAUUCACAGUUUUGGCUUAUAGUGUUAUUGUUAUGAUAACUCAUAAGUCAGGUCUUCUUGGAAUACAAUUGUUGUCUAAUAACAGACCUGUGCCCCGAUUUUAAAAUAUAUGAAUUAAUCCUUAGAGAUUAAUUAAUUAAUUAAUCAUUUAUAGUAAUAAUUAUACAUACUACUUUAUAAAGGAGAGGACAGUAGCAGGGCUGGUUCACAGCUUGUGCUGAGGCAGGUGUCUCUUGCUCAGCAGGCCAGCUCUCUCCUUCCCCCCCUCUCCCUCUCCACUCCACACCAUGUCACUUCCUCUGACACACUUCCUCUCUCUCACUCACUCACACUCUCUCACACACCACACACACCAGGAAGAUUGGAUGCAGGCCUAGAAGAGAGAGAUUCACAAUUUCUAAGCAAAUCCCAGGUUAGCCUAUGGCACUUGAUGUAGGAUUUGAUUUAUUAGGAUCCCCAUUAGCGACACCAAUGGCGACAGCUAAUCUUACUGGGGUCCGACACAAUACUUUAUAAUUUACAUACAUUUAAAAACAACAUGUAGUGGCAUGUUUGGUGGGGUAAGUGUGUGUGUCAGUGCUGUGUGUAAGUUGACUAUGCAAACAAUUUGGAAUUUCCAACACGUUGUUUCUUAUAAAAACAAGAAGUGACGCAGGCAGUCUUUCCUCAACUCUUAGCCAAGAGAGACUGGCAAGAGACUGGCAUGCAUGGUAGUAAUAUUAGCCCUCUGAUUACAAUGACGAGCAAGAUGUGCCGCUUAACUAGGUCUUUCUUUGCAGUGUUUGACCAUAUGACUGGACAAUAAUCAAGAUAAGACCAAACUAGAGCCUGCGGGACUUGCUUUGUGGAGUGUGGUGUCAAAAAGCAGAGCAUCUCUUUAUUACGGACAGACCAUUGAAUCUAUAUGUUUUGACCAUGACAGUUUACUAUCUAAGGUAACACCAAGUAAUUUAGUCUCCUCAACUUGUUCAACAGCCACAACCUGUUCAACAGCCACAGAUUUCAAAGGUUGUGUACAGUAGCUAUAGGUCUAAUUAGCAUUAUGGUAAUUGUCCUCUCAUAGGGUAGUGGAAAUGUUUGAUGAAUGAAUAAAUGGGGUGAUGUGUUGUUAUUAUGGUGGCUGAGAGCAUCAGUGACUGCUGCUGAGAGGUGUGUGUGUGUGUGUGUGUGUGUGUGUGUGUGUGUGUGUGUGUGUGUGUGAUUUAGACGCCGAGGCCAACGCCACCCCUCUACAUAUAGCAUCAGCAGCCAUGAUGUUUUGUUGUCGUCUUUCUAUUAGUGUUUUUUUUUCUUCUCUUUCGCACUCCUUUCCUUGAACAUGCUGUAACACUCUCUCUCUCCUUUUGAUCUCUUGAUAGAUAUUCGACUUGAUGGAUGCCAAAGCUCGGCAAGAUUGCAUCAAAGAAAUAGAUCUCCUUAAGGUAAAGAACCAGAGAGAGAGCGAGAAAACAAUUGAUCUGUACCAGACGCCUGCAUGCGAGUGUGUGUUCGUGUGUCUUUCUCUGUGUGUGUGCCUCUCUCUCUUUUGUGUGUGUGUGUGAGUCCUCCAGGUUUACAUUGACUCUUUUUCUUUAAUGCCCCAAACAUUCUUUUUUUCUUUUUUUUCUCAGUAAUGUUUAGAAGGGGGGCAACAGUGCAUCGCCAUGGAAAUUUAGCAGACUCCCUUGUGUCUUUUGAUGUUUUGUCCACGCCCCUGAUCGUUUUCUCUUUCUCUUUUACUUUUUUUAAAUGAAGCGUUUUCAUUGAUCAAACUACCUUAAACAUGCGUUGGUUGUCUCUGGCCUCAAAAGCUAACGAACAAAUGAAUGACGGGUUGAAUAACUCCCUCUGUCUGGGUGAUCAGAGGUGUGUAUGUUUACAUUUACAUUUUAGUCAUUUAGCAGACGCUCUUAUCCAGAGCGACUUACAGUUAGUGAAUACAUUUUUUAUUUUAUUAUUUUUAUACUGGCCCCCCGUGGGAAUCGAACCCACAACCCUGGCGUUGCAAACGCCAUGCUCUAUCAACUGAGCUACAUCCCUGCCGGCCAUUCCCUCCCCUACCCUGGACGACGCUGGGCCAAUUGUGCGCCGCCCAUGAGUCUCCCGGUCACAGCCGGCUGCGACAGAGCCUGGAUUCGAACCAGGAUCUCUAGUGGCACAGUUAGCACUGCGAUGCGGCGCCUUAGACCACUGCGCCACUCAGGAGACUAUAUGUAUGUGUGCUCCAGGUUGUUGCCAGCUCUGUUCGUAACACACGACUCUCUCUUCCAUGCACACCUAGAUAAGGUCUGGAUUAGCCAACCACAGAGGAGACUGGUGUUAUGUCAGGUUUAGCCACAUGCCCCCUCUCUUCCCCUCCCUCCAUUUCCCCCUCUCUCCUCCAUUCUAGGGCUCAGAAGGCUGAUGCACAAGAUAUGUCACUCCAUCCCUCCCCUCUCUCGCCAUCACGCCUCUCUCUAUCCCUCCUCCCUGAGUGUGUGGUUGCUUUCUCUGCUCUGUCUCUUCUGUGUGAGUGCUAAUGGUUGCGGUGGUUAGUUCCAACAGUCUGGCCAUGUGUCUACUGGGAAGGGCUGGCAGGGCUAACAAGGCCAGAUUGCGAACGGGGGAAUCCAGCCUUCCUUCCAUCUAUCCAUCCUUCUACCCCAGUAGACAGGACAACACGACACACGGCCAAAUCAGAGUAAUGAGAUGCACACUGCCACGGGCCUGACACAUACACACCCAUACUGGCAUGCACGCUCACGCACACGGUCCUCUGUCUGUCUCUCUAUCUAUCUGUUCAUAUGCUUUGUCACUAUUGUGGAAUUGUUCACUUUAUAAACUAAAGUGUAGGCUAGAUGAUCAUGUGGUCCUGUAUGGCUCAGUUGGUAGAGCAUGGCGCUUGCACCGUCAGGGUUGUGGGUUGGAUUCCCGGUGCCACACGUAAAAUGUAUGCACGCAUGACUGUUAAGUGACUAUGGAUAAAAGCGUCUGCUAAAUGGCAUAUACUGUAUAUACUUUAGAUGACAUGUCUAUACUCUUAGACUCAAUUAAAAUGUGCUUUAUUGGCAUGACAUAUUGAUACAUAUUGCCGAAGCACAAUGAUACGCUCUCACAUUCCUCCGUCCAUCUCUCAGCCUCUGUGUUGGAGUUUACGUCCAGCCCUUACAUGAGUUCUGUGAGAUGAGAUGCAGUACACAUUAACCUCAUUUAACCUGAACUAACUGGACAGAAGCCUGGCCCUGCCUGCGCACACCCUGAAGCUGUCCAGGCCUGGAGCUGGAGAGCCAGCAUCUACAGUCAUGUCUCUUAUCAUGGCCAGCGUCUUCAUGGAACACAGUGUUGGGGGGUGGGGGGGAGUGGUGGAGACACGGAUGGCUCUCUUGCUCUGCUAUGACGCGUCACAGAGCUGCAUCCCUGAUCCCAAAAUACAUCUGCUGGAGUGUGUUUGUUUGUGUGUGUGUUUGUUUGUGUGUGUACUGUAUGUAUACAUGGCUUCUCCUGUGGAUCAGUCCACAGAGUGAACAUUUCUUUAAUCACGUCGGAGCAGUGUCAUACCGCAUGCCUGGGCCCCGCUACCGCUGCUCACAUCACAACCCCUGACACACGACACGCUUACUGUAGCUCGCUCUCUCUCUCUCUCUCUCUCUCUCUCUCUCUCUCUCUCUCUCUCUGCUCUCUCUCUCUCUCUCUCUCUCUCUCUCUCUCUCUCUCUCUCUCUCUCUCUCUCUCUCUCUCUCUCUCCUCUCUCUCUCUCUCUCUCUCUCUUUUUCUCUCUCUCUCUCUCUUUCUCUCUCCCCCCCCCCCCCCUCUGUCUGACUGCACCUGAUGUGGUUACUCACUUAUUGACCGAUCAACAGGAAAUAAUCUGUUGAGAAAAUGAGAGGGUUUCUAUAUUUAUUUAUUUCUCUGCCAGCGGGCGUGUUGAGAACUGUGUGGAACAGCAGCCUGUUGUAAUCAGACGGUGGUUGUUGUUGACAUGUCACACUGCUCUGUCACACACAAGGACAAAGCCAUAGCCUUCUCAUUCAACUACACUGUUUCUGCACUGCCAUAGCCAGCCAAAUGACCUACAACAUUACAUAUUACAGAAACAGCUGAUAAUGGUUAUUUAAAAGGAUUUUAACACUUUAACAUACGCUUUGUCACAUUAUAUUGUGUUGUUUAUUAUAUCUGUGUAAGAAGGUGUCAUUGGUUGGAGACUUGGGACAAAGAUGUGUUGAUUUCACAAAGCUUUACAAACCCUGGGAGCCAGUUAAACAGUCACUGAUCCCUCGUCUAUUCUCUCUCUCUCUCUUUCCCUCUCUCUCUCGCUAUCUCUCUCUCGUACAGCAACUGAACCACCCCAACGUGAUCAAGUACCAUGCAUCAUUUAUUGAGGAGAAUGAGCUGAACAUUGUGUUGGAGCUGGCUGAUGCUGGGGACCUCUCCCGGAUGAUCAAGGUAAGAGAUCUGGUGCUCCCACACAGGUCAGCCUUCCUCACUGGGAUCCACCCUGGUGAUCUACUUCCCUGUUGACCCGCUGUAGUGAUGAUCUCUGGUGCUCAUCCACUGGAGAUCCACUAUAGUGAUGGUCCACUCCGGUGAUCAGAAACAGUAGUCCACUAUAGUGAUCUACUCUUGUGGUGAUCCGCCCUGGUGAUCUUCUAUGUCGAUCUACUCUGGUUGAUAUUUUUUUUUUGCUAAACUGUGUUUGCCUGCUGUAAUCUCUCAUACAGUACAACUCUCCAGCAGAACCAUAGUAUUCAUAUGCUUCACUCAUGCCCGUGUCAAAUUAGUGGUAUGUAAUGAAUGUAUGUAUGUAUGUAUGUAUGUAUGUAUGUAUGUAUGUAAAACCCUGAGCAGAGCAGAGAAGCCUCUCCAUGUAUAAAUGAUGCAGCCAGCCUAGCCAGGGUGUAUCUGAGCAGCUCAACAAGCCCUUAGCACCCAUCUACUGCAGCUCUCAAUGUCCAACCAUCCAACGCUGUCUCCCACUGCAAAUUAGGACCGCACGAUUAGCACUGCCUGCGAGAGAUACCACACGGCAGGCUACACACACACGGGCACAGACACGUACAGACACAAACACAUGCGGACACACACACACACAGCUCUGCCUUCGCUCCUGCCUGCUGUCCUCUCUUCAAAUGAUUUGUUUUCCUAAUUAAACAGUGCCAGUCCAGAGGUUGGCAUCAUGACCCCUCGCUCCCCCUUCGCUGCCCUGCCGCAUUAUGAAGUAAAUACACCAUUCUUACACUGUGGUGCCCCCCCUUCUCUCCCUUCCUCUUCCUGGCACUUGCCCUGACCAUCUCAGGAUUCUAAUAAAAUCAAAUGGUCCUUGAUUUGCAUGCACUUACAGAAUAUAGCAUGUGCAGGGUUUGCAGUGGAAGGCAUGGAGGGCUUUCUGCUGCUCCCCCAUUGACAUCAAACACUCCUCUGAUAUGCUAAUGGUAGGGGCAAGGGGAAGAAUGGCCCACCAUGCUGCCUUUGUUUGGAUGUGGGCCAAGGUCUCUCUAUUUCACACACAUGCACCUACGCAGGCACACACACACACAUGGAUGCACGCAGGGACAGACGCAAACACACACACACACACACACACACACACAGACAGAUGCAUGUGCACAUACACACUUUCUUGCUAUCGUUCCUGUUCACUCUCUCUUUCUCAACUAUUGUUCCCAUUUGCACUCUCUGUUUCUCGCUAUCUUUCCCGUUUCCCUCACUCUCUCUCUGCGCUCCCGUUUGCUAGUUUAUGCAGAUCAGUAUCUCAUCCAGCACAGCAACAAAGCUAGCUAGCCAGUCCAUCUCUCACCCGAUUGGCUAUUACACCGCCCUAGCUGACAAUUUGCAUAAACUUUGUCCCAUCACUCGGACCAUUGAUUUCCGGUAGUCCUGUCACACAGUGACUGUUUCUGUGAUCUCUGAAAGAGAAUGAAGUCAUGAUCGACCGCUAGGAGCUGCUGGGAGGGUGAGGGGUUAGGGCGGCGGGAAUUGUGUGUUGUGUGGGCGUAGUUUGUGUGUGACUGGUUUACAUAUAUAUGUAGGAGCUAUAUACCAGAUGUGAGCGUUUUUGAACAUAACCACAAAUGCUUUUCUCUGGCUCUGAGAACUCAUGUGCUUUCCAUCGCAGCGUAAUGAAAAUGAGAAGGGGCUCGGUAUGAGAACGAAGCAGAGAGCGAGGGCUGUGAGGAGAAGGAAAAAGGGACAGAGGGAGGCAGAGCGAGGGAAAGAGAGAGGUCAGGGAGAGGGGAGCGAGAGAGGCAAAAAGAGAGAGGGGAAAGAGAGAGGUCUGCAUCAUAUUAACGAUGGAGUCAAAUACAUACAGAGGGACACGAGGGGCUUAGCUAGUUAGUUGUGUGUGUUAAGCUUGUGUGUCUUGUCUGACAUUGUUGUGUUGUGUGUGUCUAUACAGCACUUUAAGAAGCAGCGGAGGUUAAUUCCAGAGAGGACAGUGUGGAAGUACUUUGUCCAGCUGUGCAGUGCACUGGAACACAUGCACUCCCGACGGGUCAUGCACAGAGGUACUACACACACGUGCACGCACGCACGCACACACGCACACACUUGAACUUCAACUUGAGCUAUGUACCCUGUCCUCUCUACAGACAUAAAGCCAGCUAAUGUGUUCAUAACAGCCACAGGAGUGGUGAAGCUGGGAGAUCUGGGACUGGGACGAUUCUUCAGCUCCAAAACCACCGCUGCCCAUUCUUUAGGUAAGACACACACACAAACACUUUUGUUUGACUAUCCUUGUGGGGACCGAACAAUUGAUUCCCAUUCAAAAUCUUAUUUUUCUUCAAUCCUAAUCCUAACUCUUAAACCUAACCCCUAACUUCUAACCAUAAACCUAACCCCUAUACCUAAUUGUAACCCUAACCCUAAACCUAACCUCUAAGCCUAAAAUAGCCUUUUUCCUCGUGGGGACCGGCAAAAUGAAGCCAACUGGUCCAAUUUUCCUGGUUUUACUAUCCUUGUGAGGACUUCUGGUCCCCACAAGGAUAGUAAAGCCAUACAUACAUACACACACACACACACACACACAGUAAGGGGAUGUGUUUCAUUAGCUGGUGCAGCCCAGAACCAUGUGUGUGUUAUAAAGCUGGGGGGGUUGAGGCCUUCUAAAGGCAGCUUAGGGGCUGUCACCUCUUCAUUGGCCAGUUAGUCACUUCCUGUUGCCUUGACCCCUGACCUCUGACCUGUUGUCUGGGCGGAACCAGUCUGAAACAUGCCUCACCACUGCUGCCCGAUACACAGCUCUGUUUGCUGUAAAACAGCGGCAGGCUGACACUGGCACAUGAUGUGUGUUUGUGAGUGUGUUGUGGUGGGGAUUGUGCCGCUGUCAAAAACGCUCAGUCAACAUAUUCUUACAUUCUCAAAAACUUGAGAGGACAGGAUGUUUUCAAAUAAACAUGUAAUGAAAAUUACAAUUUUAAUUAAGUGAGAACAUCAUUACACAAUGGUAAACAAUAGGAUUGAGAGACGACCCACACUUACAGUGUACAUUUGGAAAACACAAACCACAGCGCCCUCUUCAGGUGGUCUGUGAGUAGGCUGCUCCUUCAGCCCCUUGGUCAGGGUGGUAGAGAAGAGGAGCGUUUGGUGUGGUUUAUUCGGAUCCCCAUUAGCUUUUGCGGAAGCGCAGCUUCCUAGGGCCAACAAAAAAACAUAAAACAGGACAAGUAACAAAACAAUGAUACACUGAUAGACAAAAAACAGUCACACAAAUUUAAAAUACAACGAUAUAUAAACAAUACAACUAAAGAAUAAUGUGUGUGUGUUAGUGUGAUCGAUAUGUCUGUGUGUGCGUGUCAUUCCCCCCCAAAAAAAUGUAAAGGUCAUUUUGCCAUUUGCUUCUCUUUCAUUAUUAGAUGUUUUAUACAAAAAUAUGAUGGUUCACUGUUCAAUGUUGUCAUUUCACUUCUGAGUUUUCCCACUGCUAGUGAAAUAGUCAUUAAAAUGAUUGGCAAUAUCGAAAGGCUUUGUUAUAAAUGACCCAUCAACUUCAAUGAAUGAUGGAGAUGAAUUGGGUUUUCUGCCCCAUGAUAUAAUUUAAGGUACUCCAAAGUCUUUUUCCAUUGUGUUUUAUGUCAUUCCUUCUUCUUUUUGUUAAGUUUAGUCACAAAAUGUCUCAAUUUACAUUAUGUCAACCAAUCAGCUGAGCAGCCUGACUUGUCUUCCUCCUCUCUUGCAUCAUUUCUUUGGACCAUACCAUUUUUCAAUUCAUCAUCAAUCCAGGGGUCUCUUACAGUUUUCACAGCUAAUUUUUAAACAGAUGCAUGCUUGUCAACAAUAAUUGUACAAAUACUUCCAAUGCUGCAUCUGGAUUCAUUUCCUCAAACACAUCAGACCAACAUACAUUUUUUACAUCUUCAACAAAACAUGUUGUAUGAUCUCUUAUUAAUUACUUUAGGCCCAACCUUUGACACUUUGGCUUUCCUUGUUAUUGCCACAAUUGUAUGGCCACUACAGCAAAUGGGAACUGAUAUUUCUUUGGAGCAAAGCUCUGCAGCAUUAGUGAAGAUAUGAUCAAUACAAGUGGAUGUCACAGAUCCAACACUAUUGGUAUUCACUCUAGUUGGUUGAGUGAUGUCCUGGGUCAUAUUAGAGGCAUUAGUCACAGUUAGAAGCUUCCUCUUGAGAGGACAGCUAGUUGCUAACCAGUCAAUGUUCAGGUCACCUCUCUGUUAACGUCACACGUUAUCAAGCAUUGCAUAUAUAUUAUCCAGAUAUUGACUGUUAACACUUGGUGGCCUAUAGCAGCACCCCAAAAGAAGAGGCUUUAGAUGAGGCAGGUGAACUUGCAACCACAACAAUUCAACAACAUUUGACAUGAGAUCCUCUCUAAGCUUUACAGGAAUAUGGCUCUGAAAAUACACUGAGUGUACAAAACAUUAGGAACACAUUCCUAAUAUUGCCCUCAGAACAGCCUCAAUUCGUCGGGGCAUGAACUCUACAAGGUGUUGAAAUCGUUCCACAAGGAUGCUGGCCCAUGUUUUGCCGCCUUGCCGCCUUGCCAGGUCACCCUUGCAAAAUAGGUUUUUAACCUCAAUGGGUCUUACCUGGUUAAAUAAAUGGUUCCCACAGUUGUGCCAAGUUGGCUGGGUAUCCUUUGGUUGGUGGACCAUUCUUGAUACACAAUGGAAAUUGUUGAGCGUGAAAAACCCAGCAGCAUUGCAGUUCUUGACACACUCAAACAGGUGCGCCUGGCACCUACUACCAUAGCUUGUUCAAAGGCACUUACAUAUUUUGUCUUGCCCAUUCACCCUCUGAAUGGCACACUUACACAAUCCAUGUCUCAACUGACUCAAUGCUUAAAAAUCCUUCCUUAACCCGUGUUCUCCCCUUCAUCUACACUGAUUUGAGGUGGAUUUAACAGGUGACAUCAAUAAGGGGUUAUAGCUUUCACCUGGUUGGUCUAUGUCAUGGAAAGAGUGUUCAUAAUGUUUUGUACACUCAGUGUUUACAGCAACACCUCCCCCAUAGGCAUUCUUGUAUUGCUACUGCUGUAUCAUCAAAGGAAUUAUCUUAGUGAGUUUCAGAGAUGGCCAGUAUAUGAAUGUUAUCCAAUCUUAACACGUUAUUGAUUUCAUGAACCUUAUUUCUAAGGCUACAUAUAUUGAUACGGGCUGUUCUCAGCCCUUUCCUGGGUAGCUUAUCAGAGAUAUACAUAAUACGGGGGAAAAAAUAUAUACAAUAAAAAUAAAAAUACUGUUUGGCUAAUAGUCAGUCAAUCAGGUACUUAUGAGUGUCAUUUGAUGUAUGUGUGUGAUGUUGGGCUGAAGCUACUGACCAGGAAGCUUGGCUCUCUCACUCCUCCCAGGUUUCUGGGAGGGAGGGUGGACAAUCAGCUUGUCGUAGCGGAUGUAAGCAAUGUCCCCACGCUCUCUGGCAGCUUCCAUAGCUGGGAUAAGUUAUUUCCGCCGCUGGCGCACAGCUUCAGAGAAGUCCUCGUUGAGGAAGAUGGGGAGAGGGGAGGAGAAGAGCAGAGGCUAGUUUCUCCACAAAGGGUUCAUCUCCCCCACGGGCAUGGAGACCCAGAAUCCAUCCAUUCUCUAAAGCCUCUCUUCUCCUCUCCGGCCCUCACCUUUCUCUCCAUUGCUCUCUUCCUGUCUCCUGCUGCCUCUUUCUUUCUUUUCCCCUCUCCCUUUUUUUCCUCGCUCACAUUUUUUGGCCCUGCUCUCUCUCUCUUUUUCUUUUCCCAUCUCUCUUUCUUUCUGCCUCACCGUCUAUCCAUGUCUCUUACUCAAGCUCUCCUUUCCGCUCUUGCUCUUUCCCCUCCAUUCUCUCCUCCCCCCAACUCAUUUUCUCACUUUCUCCUUCCCUCGCUCACCCUCCCUCUUUUCCUCUACCUCUGUCUCUUUGGGAAGAUCUCAAUUGCAUACUCCUCGCGUCGUCUCUCCUCGUCUCCUUCUCAAAACCCAUUGGAUGAGAAGCCAGAGGUCCCUCCCCUCUGACCUUCUCCUCCAAUGGGUUUUGAGAAAGAGGUGAAGAGAGAGGAGGCCAGGAGUAUGCAAAUGAGAUUCUUCUUUUAUCUCUCUACAUUGACUUCCUUUCCCUCCCCCUUUCUCCCUCCUACCCCCCUUCUCCCCCUUCCUUUCCCUCCCCCUUUCCCCUCCUACCCCCCUUUCUCCCCCGACCCCCUUCUAGCCUCCCCCUUCCUUUCCCUCCCCCUUUCUCCCUCCUACCCCCUUCUCCCCCUUCCUUUCCCUCCCCCUUUCUCCCUCCUACCCCCUUCUCCCCCUUCCUUUCCCUCCCCCUUUCUCCCUCCUACCCCCUUCUCCCCCUUCCUUCCCUCCCCCCUUUCUCCCUCACUACCCCCUUCUCCCCCCCCUUCCUGUUCCCUCCCCCUUUCUUCCCCUCCUAUCCCCUUCUCCCCCUUCCUUUCCCUCCCCCCCCCUUUCUCCCCUCCCCUAACCCCCUUCCUUGGCGAUGCCCUUUUUCCCGCCUAGCCCCUUUCCCUUCCUUCCCUCACCACCUUUCUCCCUCGCCUACCCCCCGUUCUCCCCCAUUCCUUCCGCUCCCCCCUUUCUCCCUCCUACCCCCCUUCUCCCCCAUUCCUUCCCUCCCCCCUUUCUCCCUCCUCCCCCUUCUCCCCUUCCUUUUCCCCCCACCCCCUCCCCCCACCCCCUUCUCCCCCUUCUUUCCCUCCCCCUUUCUCCCUCCUCCCCCCUUCUCCCCCUUCCUUUCCCUCCCCCUUUCUCCCUCCUACCCCCUUCUCCCCCUUCCUUCCCCCCCCCUUUCUUCCUUCCCCCUUUUCCCCCCCCUUUCUCCCUCUCCCCCCCCCCCUCCCCCUUCCUUUCCCUCCCCCUUUCUCCCUCCCCCCCCCUUCUCCCCCCUUCUUCCCUUUUUUUUCCCUCCCCCCCCCCUUUCCCCCUUUUUUCCCCCCUUUCCCCCCCCUUUCCCUUCCUUUUUCCCCCUUUUCUUUCUCCCCCACCCACCCCCCCUUUCCCUUUCCCCCUUUUCCCCCCCCCCCUACCCCCCCUCCUUUUCCUUUUCCCCCCCUCUUUUCCCCCCUCCCCCCCGGUUUUCUCCCCCCUCCUUCCCUUUCCCCCUUUUUCCUCCCCCCUCCUUCCCUUCUCCCCCUUCCUUCUCCCUUCCCCCUUUCCCUCCCUCUUUUCCCUCACCCCCUUCUCCCCCAUCCUCGCCCCCUUUCUCCUACCCUCCUAUCCUCCCAUCCUUCCCUUUCCCCCUUUCUCCCUCCUACCCCCCUUCUCCCCCCCCAUUUCCCUCCCCCUUUCUCCCUCCUACCCCCUUCUCACCCCAUCCCUUCACCUUCCCAUCCCCCUUUCCCCCCCCUCCCUUCUCCCCACCCCUUCUCUACUCUCCCCUUCCUCUCCCUCCCUCCUCUUAUCUCUCACCCUCUCUUUCCCUCCCUCCUCCCUUCCUCUCCUUCUCUCCCUCUCUGGGGGGAGGGGGGAGGUCUGUAAUAAGUCAAACCACCCCAGUAGAGGAGGUGCUGGCUAGAUGGAGGUCCAGGCUUAGAGCCUGUCAGCUCCCUCUCUCUCUCUCCCUUUCAACUCAACAGCCCGAAGAUGUGCGCGUACACAUGCACACAUAUACACGCACACACACACACACACACACACACACACACACACACACACACAACACACACACCACACAUCGCCAGGUUCCAUCCAUAGAUUGCUACCAUGACAAUAUUCUCUUCUCUUCCCCGAGAAUGCCGCUCAGUUGUCUUAACGAUUCCUAAUAAUGGAAAUCAAUCCCAACAUGACUUCUAGUUUAUCUGCAUGAAUAAAUGAGUGUGUUUUAAUUGGGAAUGAAUGAAUGCUGACUGAGCCACUGUUGCUCUGCUCCUCUAUACAACUAUUAGCAUAAGAGAGGAUGAUGCUCUUUAAUUAGCUGGUAAUGUAUGUUAGGGGAACACUGUUAAAACAGCACCAGGAGACCUCCGUAGAAACGCACACAUGCAAGCACACACACCGCCAACCUGAUGACCUGGGCUCUCGCAAGCCAUCUCUCUCUCUCUCUCUCUCUCUCUCUCUCUCUCUCUCUAGUUGAUGGUGGAAGUGAAUUAUUAUUUUUAGAAUUAUAGGUCACAAUUCAUUAUAAAGAGCUCACAUUUACAGAUACAUACAUUUUUUCACAGCCCAAUUAAAAAACACAUUUAUGCAUCGAAAGACAAACUCUUAUAGCAUUCCCUGUUAUAGGUUUAUUAAAACUAAUUACAUUACACAUUGGAAUAUUUGCCCUCAACAUGUGUGUGUGUGUGUGUGUGUGUGGACUUGUUUAAAUAUGCCUGUGGACCAGAAGUCCCCACAAGAAUAGUAAACGAACACAAAUUUGACCAACUGGGGACAUUUUGUUGGUCCCCACAAUGUCAAAUGCUAUUUCUAGGGGUUUAGUGUUAGGGUUAGAAUUAGGGUUAGGGUUAGGAGCUAGGGUUAGGGUUAGGUUUUCGGGUUAAGGUAAGGGUACGGGUUAAGUUUAGGGUUAGGGAAAAUUUGAUUUUGAAUGGGACGGAAUUGUGUGUCCACAAUGUUAGUUAUACAAGACUGUGUGUGUGUGCGAGCGAGUACAUGUGUGUGUGUGUGUGCAAACUAGCUCAACCACCUGUAUUUGAUCUGGAUAUAUCUUUGGUCUCUCUAUCAGCUAUCUUCCCCCCAAUCAGGCUCACUAGGGCCCUCUGUGGUGGAGAGGUCUAACUACAGCUCUCUGUACAUGAUCUGUGUGAUUGGACUGUAUGAUUGUGUGGUCUGGAGCUGGGCCAGGCAGCAUGGCAUUGGGAUUAUUGAGUUUCAGAACCAGAGCCAGAGUGUAAUGGUUGUAGAAUGUCUGUUUGACUCCUGUUUCUGAUCAUGAUGAUACAUGGUAAUGAGAGCUGAACCAGAGCUGUGAUGUAGUGGACUAGCAGUUUGAAUGCGUGUGUGUGUGUGUUUGUGAGAUCUCACUUUUUCUGUCAUUCUCACUCUCUCUCUCUGAGGUUGUGUGUGUUGGGACAUAUGUGGUGUGCUGGAAUGGCUAGGUUGGAGAGGCAACAGGCUAAUGUCUCUCUCCCUGUCUGUCUGUCUGUUCCAGUGGGCACCCCGUACUACAUGUCCCCAGAGAGAAUACAUGAAAAUGGAUACAACUUCAAAUCUGACAUCUGGUCGUUAGGCUGCCUGCUCUACGAGGUAACGUAUAUACAAUACACAUAUACUGUACUGUGGCAUACUGUACACAGACACACACACACACACACACACACACACACACAUUUCUGAGGUGAAGGUGUAUAGGAGAGCUGUAGUGUGUUUGAAGCUAGCAGGGAAAUCACAGUGACAUGUCAAUGUUGUGCAGAUUAACUGGGUGGUUGUGCUGAGCACUGAUACUGACUAGUUAGAUUACCCUCUAGAAGAACCCUUUCCACCUUACAGACCACACAAGGGAGGGAGAGAGAGGGAGAGGUCUUACAGGUGUGUGUCGGAUGUAUGGAUCUUGAAUGUCUGUAAGGGUCAUACACGUGUGUGUGUGUGUGUGUGUGUGUGUGUGUGUGUUUCAGAGCUGUGUUUGAGAGAACAUGAAUGUUUCAGUGAUAUGCCUGGUGGUCUAGAUGGGUGAAAGACAGACAAUACCUGGCCAUUGUCUCUCUGUCUGCAUCUCCUAUACUGUUUGAUGGAGGAUUGUGUGUGUGCGUGCCCACGCGCCCAUGUGCAUGCAUGUUCGUUUGUUUGUGAUGAGGUCACCCCAUUAUAUUCACCUGACCCUGCCCACCUCCGGCGUUGUGGUAACGGGAUGAUGCCUAGUUGCCGGGGUGGUCUCCCUUGGUGACCGGGGGGGAUUCCUCUCCUCUCCUCUCCUCUCCUCUCCUCUCCUCUCCUCUCCUCUCCUCUCCUCUCCUCUCCUCUCCUCUCCUCUCCUCUCCUCUCCUCUCCUCUCCUCUCCUCUCCUCUCCUCUCAUCACCCCUUACCUCCCUGUUCCUCUCCAACUCUCCCAUCCCUCCCCAUCCCUAACCGUUGGUCGUCUCUGUUAGUUUUACCAUCAACAUGAACACACAAGUUAAAGUCUUGAUGUCUCGCUCUGUUGGACCACAUCUUUCUGUUUUAAACCACUCCCCUCCCUCUCCUCUUCCCCUCACCUCCCUCCCCUCCCCAUACAGGGGUGUUUGGCCUUUUAAACUGGACACAUACAAGAUGAGAACAUGCUAAAGAUUGUUAAGAGAUCUCUCUGUGUCCCUGUUGUAUCUAUACGUCAUGUAAGGUAACAGCUAUAAGUCCUUGAAAGCACUUGCAUAGGUCUGCUGUGAAAACAGUUUCAUGUAUCAGUUCAUUUCACAUUAACUUAAUUUCACAUGAACUUUUAACAUAUAAUUAGAAAGGCUUCAUAUAGUAUUCCAGUGUUAGUUUUCCACUGAGCUUUACCUUUGUGCCUGCUCUCCCCACUCCUCUCCCUACUGUCAGAGUUUAAUGUAAUAGCUUAGUGAAUUAAUUUGUGUGUACACGAGCACUCGUGCACACUCACAUUCAUUUUCCCUCUCUCAGCUAGGCCUGCAAGAAUGAAUACAGUAUCUUAAUACAGCAGAUUAACAGACAUAAAACAACGUCUAACUUUCUGUUUUCCUACUUAAUUUGUCAUGUUCUAAGACUACAGAAAGAAAGAAAGAAAGAAAGAAAGAAAGAAAGAAAGAAAGAAAGAAAGAAAGAAAGAAAGAGAGAAAGAGAGAAAGAAAAAUAAAUAAAGUGAUUGCAUCUGAAAGUUAGUUCUUUACAACAGUUGAGUCAGGAGGGAGAGAUGGAGAGCUAGAUAGAUAGAUAGAGAAUAUAGAGGGAGUCAUGCAGCGAGAUCAAUAUUCAUUAAGAGAAGCUAGACCUCCUUAUACAUUCUCUUUAACAUGGCUAGGGCCUCAUGCUUACACACAGGCUGAACUGUAGAGGACACACACGCACACACACACACACACACUGGACAGCUAGAGGGUAGAGGAGGAGGCAAAGAACCAGCGAGAGAGAAAUUGAGGUGUGUGUAUGUGUGCAUGCCACUAGAAGCCCCUUAGACAGACAGCAGGUGUGCAUGUGCGGAAGACGACCCUGGAAUACCAAUGAGCUGACCCCCCCCACCCACACACACACACACAGGCCCCGGAGGUCAUAGAGCGAGUCAAUCAUUUCGCCCAGCCUGAAAUGAGCCUGUGUGUUCGUGUGUGUGCAGGGCCGGCAGCUGUCAGGAGUCAGGAGUAGUAGACGUUAAUGAACCAGAUGAAUAGUGCAAGCAUUCCCAAAUACAAACAGGACAGUUGACAUUUUUCAUCUGUCAAAAGAAGAAGAUUCAUGAAAAUACCAUUGUCCUUGUUUAACCCUUUACUGGCUCCCCCUCCUUUCUCUCAGUUUUUCUCUCUCUCUCGUCUCUUUUCUCUCUCUCUUUCUCCUCUCUCUCUCUCUCUUGGAAUACAUGCCGGAACCCUACAUAUCGCCCUGCAACACACACUGUGCUAGUGUGGGUAAGUGAUGGUGCAGCAGGCGGAAUGUCCAGUGGAGAGACUUCCUGCUGAGAUUCUAGUGCAAUCAUCCUUAUUUCUCAUUGGCCAAUGUGACAGAGGCUGUCUUAACUAUAUCCAACACUCAUUGGGCUCCUGGAGAUCUACUUUAUCUCCCCCAGUUGGCACUCUGAGAUGGAGGGACGGGCCAAGGGAUGGAGAGAGGGGUAGAGUAACUGCUUCAAUGGAAGCAAUGCGUCUCGUUUCCCAUCCUCCCCUCGUUGCUAGGCAACCUCCCAGUUGCUUGAUUAAGCGGUGGUACAUGAUAAAGACGGUGUGAGGAAGAGAGAGGACAGGGGGAGAGCGAGUGGAACAUCUGGAAGAAAAGUGACACCAGUCUCGAUGGCUGCUUCAGCUAAUGUCUGCCUCUCCCAGCUCUCCCCUGCCUCCCCCCUUUCUCCACCCUCCCUAUAUCCUCCUUAACCACGCCCCCUCCUUCCCCUCUCCGCCACUCUUCCUCCUCUUUGUGGCUACACUCUUCAUACUGGACACAGAGAGAUAAAAAUGGUAUCCACGAGUUCAUCUGACUCUGGGGAAGUAGAUAAAUGACCUCAUUGCCAACAUCCCGAUGUAUCCCUUUAAGUCCCAUUGUCAUUGAGAAGGCUAAAUUCAGAUAGUGUAGUAGUGUUUCAGUAGUGUUUUAUUUGUCUUCCACUAGGCAGAAAAUGUGUGUAUCUAAAUUAUCUCUCUCUCCGUCCCUCAGAUGGCAGCUCUCCAGAGCCCGUUCUAUGGCGAUAAGAUGAACCUGUACUCUCUGUGUAAGAAGAUAGAGCAGUGUGACUACCCUCCACUCCCAUCUGACCACUACUCUGAAGAGGUACUGCUCCAACACUCUCUUUACCCUACCUUCUCUCCAUCUCUCUCACCCCAAAAUCACCUCCUCAUGGGGUCUGAAAUGAUUGACACCCUUGAUAAAGAUGAGCAGAAAUGACUGUAUAAUUCAAAUACUGAGCUAUAUUGUAUGCAAAACAAUUUUGAAAUUAUAAUAUUUUAUACUAAUACAAUUGCUCAGAGAAAUAGAUUUUGUUUAACAAAUAAUACUAUUAUUUUCUUCAAAAAAGUAAGGGGUCAAAUUUAUUGACACUAUACCUUUCAAUACCUCACCUUGCGAGGAUAAUGGCAUUGAGCCUUUUUCUAAAAUGAGUUGGAGAACACAUUGGGAGGGAUCUUAGACAAUUCCUCCAUUCAGAAUCCUUCCAGGGCCCGGUUUCCCGAUAGCGAUGGAACAUAGGCUUACGAGUGUUUUAACAAUGCAUCUUUCCUACAACGGCCGAAGAUGUAACAUACGUCUCCCAAAACACCACACAAAGAGAAUGUUCAAUAAGUACGUCGUUGAGGCAUGUGUCGAUACUGACCUUAACAUUAGAAUUAUUGCACAAUACUGAUGACGGAUCAGCUCCUAGAAAAAUAUCACCUAUUGCUGCAACUAUUGCUGCAGCUGUUUAUCAAGAUUUGGCACAUCAUUGCGCGCAUGUUAGGCUACACAUCAUGAAAUACAGUGAGGGAAAAAAGUAUUUGAUCCCCUGGUGAUUUUGUACGUUUGCCCACUGACAAAGACAUGAUCAGUCUAUAAUUUUAAUGGUAGGUUUAUUUGAACAGUGAGAGACAGAAUAACAACAAAAAAAUCCUGAAAAACGCAUGUCAAAAAUGUUAUAAAUUGAUUUGCAUUUUAAUGAGGGAAAUAAGUAUUUGACCCCUCUGCAAAACAUGACCAAAAUAGUUCAAUAACCAAAAUAGAUUUUUUCAAACAUGUCAUAGCUGACACCCCAUUAUUUCUGCAGACAUCUUUUAAUCUUAAUUCGGAGCAGAUAUUAAACAGAGUUUUUGGAAAAUGUGGUCGCAUAUAAAUCUGAGGGAGAUUUUACCGUAAUUUCAUUCCCAAAGUUUGCAUCUGCACAGUUCUUCCACUAAAUUAGUUUAUUUUUCUGUGGAAAUUGUUAAAAGUAGUCCUUGUGCAUAGAGUUUGUUAAACUUUGAAAUCAAUGGUUUGUGUUUGGCAAACCAUUGAAAAACGCAUGUCAAAAAUGUUAUAAAUUGAUUUGCAUUUUAAUGAGGGAAAUAAGUAUUUGACCCCUCUGCAAAACAUGACUUAGUACUUGGUGGCAAAACCCUUGUUGGCAAUCACAGAGGUCAGAUGUUUCUUGUAGUUGGCCACCAGGUUUGCACACAUCUCAGGAGCGAUUUUGUCCCACUCCUCUUUGCAGAUCUUCUCCAAGUCAUUAAGGUUUCAAGGCUGACGUUUGGCAACUCGAACCUUCAGCUCCCUCCACAGAUUUUCUAUGGGAUUAAGGUCUGGAGACUGGCUAGGCCACUCCAGGACCUUAAUGUGCUUCUUCUUGAGCCACUCCUUUGUUGCCUUGGCCGUGUGUUUUGGGUCAUUGUCAUGCUGGAAUACCCAUCCACGACCCAUUUCAAUGUCCUGGCUGAGGGAAGGAGGUUCUCACCCAAGAUUUGACGGUACAUGGCCCCGUCCAUCAUCCCUUUGAUGCGGUGUAGUUGUCCUGUCCCCUUAGCAGAAAAAUACCCCCAAAGCAUAAUGUUUCCACCUCCAUGUUUGAUGGUGGGGAUGGUGUUCUUGGGGUCAUAGGCAGCAUUCCUCCUCCUCCUCCAAACACGGCGAGUUGAGUUGAUGCCAAAGAGCUCCAUUUUGGUCUCAUCUGACCACAACACUUUCACCCAGUUCUCCUCUGAAUCAUUCAGAUGUUCAUUGGCAAACUUCAGACGGGCCUGUAUAUGUGCUUUCUUGAGCAGGGGGACCUUGCGGGCGCUGCAGGAUUUCAGUCCUUCACGGCGUAGUGUGUUACCAAUUGUUUUCUUGGUGACUAUGGUCCCAGCUGCCUUGAGAUCAUUGACAAGAUCCUCCCGUGUAGUUCUGGGCUGUUUCCUCACUGUUCUCAUGAUCAUUGCAACUCCACAAGGUGAGAUCUUGCAUGGAGCCCCAGGCCGAGGGAGAUUGACAGUUAUUUUGUGUUUCUUCCAUUUGCGAAUAAUCGCACCAACUGUUGUCACCUUCUCACCAAGUUGCUUGCCGAUGGUCUUGUAGCCCAUUCCAGCCUUGUGUAGGUCUACAAUCUUGUCCCUGACAUCCUUGGAGAGCUCUUUGGUCUUGGCCAUGGUGGAGAGUUUGGAAUCAGAUUGAUUGAUUGCUUCUGUGGACAGGUGUCUUUUAUACAGGUAACAAGAUGAGAUUAGGAGCACUCCCUUUAAGAGUGUGCUCUUAAUCUCAGCUCGUUACCUGUAUAAAAGACACCUGGGAGCCAGAAAUCUUUCUGAUUGAGAGGGGGUCAAAUACUUAUUUCCCUAAUUAAAAUGCAAAUCAAUUUAUAACAUUUUUGACAUGCGUUUUUCUGGAUUUUGUUGUUGUUAUUCUGUCUCACUGUUCAAAUAAACCUGCCAUUAAAAUUAUAGACUGAUCAUUUCUUUGUCAGUGGGCAAACGUACAAAAUCAGCAGGGGAUGAAAUACUUUUUUCCCUCACUGUAUAUUGAGACAGAUUACAGACGGUAGCCUACAAGUAGCUAAAUAAAAUCUAUUGAUUUAACAUGAAAUGUAUUUCAAUAUGAUUGAAAUAGUCCUAUAGCCUACUAUAUUUAUAUUUUAAUGCAGUCAUCUCGGUUUUAAUUUGAAGUAUCUUUUUAUAUGUCGCUUGUUUGUAUCAAUUGCAAAGACAUUGGCAACUUUGUAUUUUUUGUCAACUUUAUUCUGGAGUUAUCGGCGGUCACGGAGAGGCGGAUAAACAAUGUUAUUCUAUGUUUAGUGGAGAUCGUCUGUGUAUAAAAUGAUGCUGAAGGACAAAAAAACAUCUAACAACGCACUUGGCUGUUCUACGAGUGGUCUGAGGCAGGCGUUAGAUUACGAGCGUUUUCAAGCGCAACGUUUAUAACGAUGGUUUUGUGAAACAGCUAGGAGAUUUAACGGUGUUCCUACGAAGGUUCUAACGAUGAACUUAGCCUUCCUAUGCUUUUGGGAAAUUUUGCAAUGGCAUAUCUCAGUCUCUGAACUUGAAACCCAAUGAAAACCUGGGGUUUGAAUUGAAGAGGGCAGUACAUAAGCGCAGAUGAAGGAUAUCAAGAAUCUGGAAGUAUUCCGUAUGGAGUAAUGGUCUAAGAUCCCUCUAAGUCUCAGUGCCGUUAUCCUCGCAAGGUGAUGUUUUGAAAGGUUUUAAAACAGGCGUGUCAAUAAUUUUGACCCCAAUCUUUUUUUUACCAAAAAAGUAUUACUUGUUAAACAAAAUCUCUUUCUCUGAGCAAUUCUCAUAUACAAUAAUCUAAUUUCCCAAAUUUUUUGAGCAAACAAUAUAACUACGUAUUUGAAUUAUUCAGCGCGUCUCGUGUGAAUUCAUAUGUGGAUUAUAAUGAAUUGACAUAUUUGUAGGGGGUAGAUGUAUUUUUAGUUAGGGAAAUGUAGUUGUUUUAGAUACAUUGUUUUAUUAAAUGUUGAAGGCAAAGCAAUAGGCAAAAUAAAUUAUUGGAAUCCUCAAUGCCUGUGUGGUUCAGAUAAUUACGAGCGGUUAAGGUUAGGGCUAUGGUUUGGGGAAGGCUUAAAACAAAAUAAUUAAAAACUACGCACCUCUGGAUCAUCAGUAUUCAUAGUAUUCUUAGUGCUUGCUAGAGCAUUGUGAACUGCUGUAGCGCAGUGGUCUAAGCAGCGCGCUCCGAGCCUCAGGAGUUCGUGCCCAGUGCUGGGCGAUGUCUGGUUUGUAUUGUAAUCGGAACAACUUAGUCCUUUUUAAACAGACCAAGGGUGAUUUAUCUAUUUGAAAAGCAUUCCGUACAAUAUCAAUAAAAUAUUUCAUUGUUUACCGUAGCAAAUCUACUGUGGCAAUUUACCUGACACUUUGUAUGAAUGGAAACGUUGGUGUAGCCUACUGUUAUUUUAUUAGUUUCCUAUUUAUGUUAUCCAAAGGAGACUGGUAUGGUCAUUUCUUAUCAAGAUCGCGGGUAAAAUAUCCCUGGACUGUCCAUAUUUGAAAUGUGUAAAUCAAUCUUAUAUGUGCCAGAAGGGGUGUGGGCUGGAAUUGAACCCAUGCCAACACGGUAGGCCUUUAUGAAGGAAGCAACCCUAACCGCUAGACCACCCCAGGCCUCAAAUGAACUCCAUUUUGACCUCAGGAUACACUUGACACUUGUAUGUCGUAGCCUAGAGGAGACCAAUAUCUAUCUAUCUUGUGUUAUUAAGCUAUAUAAAACAGCGUCUGUUGAUGUGUAUGGCUGCAUUUCGGAUACAUUUUGUACAUUUAAAUGUGGCAGUAAUAGGACCUAGGCCUAGCAUGUUUAAAUGUAUUUUGAUGGCAAGCCCUGAUCCCAGUGACUCGACUGCCCCUGCAUAGAGAGAAAGAGAACUGCUCUUUUUCAGGGACUCAGGGAAUUCUCUGCGGAAAAAAAUAAGUGAUGAAGUUAAGAUUCCGACAUCUGUAUCAGGAGAAAUUUGCAGGCUUCAAUCCCAAGUCGAUGGGAAAGUAUGUAACGUUACUAUUUUCAACUGGAAGUUGAUUAUGUUCUAUUAAAAGCAUCUGGGUAGAAACUGAGAUUGCGUCUGAAUCUGAAUGGCGUGUUUAGUGUCAUAUUUCCUUCAGGUAUAGUUGAGUAGUUGUGCAUGCGUUUUAGGCUCUGCUCUGACAUUGUAAUGUAAUGUAAUGUAGAACUUUCUGGGGCUAUAGAUGGCCAACCUACAGACUGCUGCUGAUCAAAUCGAAGGUUAAUGGUUGCGUGCACAGUUUAGCAAAUGUUAUAGCGAGUGCUAGCUCCUAACAAUGCAGUAAAAUGUCAAACAAGUACACAAAAAAACAUAAAACAACAAGAAUAUCAAGAAAUGUCGGAGUGAAUCCAAUUACCAACCCAUAUAGCACUAUAACAGUAAUCCAAAUGCAAUCUAUACAUAUCGUGCAUUCGGAAACUCCUUGACUUUUUCCACAUUUUGUUAUGUUACAGCCUUAUUAUAAAAUGGAUUAAAUUGUUUUAUAAUGACACAGCAAAAACAGGUUUUUAGAAUUUUUUGCACAUUUAUAAAAAGUAAAGAACUGAAAUAUACAUUUACGUAAGUAUUCAGACCCUUUACUCAGUACUUUGUUGAAGCACCUUUGGCGGCGAUUACAGCCUCAAGUCUGUAUUUGGGGAGUUUCUCCCAUUCUUUUCUGCAGAUCCUCUCAACCUCUGUAUUCAGACCCCUUGACUUUUUCCACAUUUUGUUGUGUUACAGCCUGAAGUUAAAAUGGAUUCAAUUGAGAUUUUGUGUCACUGAUUUACACAAAAAUACCCCGUAAUGUCGAAGUGGGAUUUUGUUUAUAGAAAUCUUUCCAAAUUAAUUACAAAUGAAAAGCUGAAAUGUCUUGAGUUAAUAAGUAUUACACCUCUACAUAAUAAGUUGCAUGGACCAUGUUCAAUAAUAGUAGUUAACAUGAUUUUUGAAUCACUACCUCAUCUCUGUACCCCGCACAUCUGUAAGGUCCCGUAAUCGAGUAGUGAAUUAAAGCACAGAUUGAACCACAAAGACCAGGGAGGUUUUUCAAUGCCUCGUAAAGAAGCGCACCGAAAACUUGGGGGCCAAAUAAAACCGCAGCCGGUUGGGGAACCCUGCUUUAGUGCCUUAUUGCAAACAGGAUGCAUGUUUUGGAAUAUUUGUAUUCUGUACAGGCUUCUUUCUUUUCACUCUAACAUUUAUGUUAGUAUUGUGGAGUAACUACAAUGUUGUUGAUCCAUCCUCAGUUAUUUCCUAUCACAGCCAUUAAACUCUGUAACUGUUUUAAAAUUAACAUUGGCCUCAUGGUGAAAUCCCAGAGUGGUUUCCUGCAACUGAGUUAGGAAGGGCGCCUGUAUCUUUGUAGUGACUGGGUGUAUUGAUACACCUCCAAAGUGUAAUUAAUAACUUCACCAUGCUCAAAGGGAUAUUUUUACCCAUCUACCAUUGGAAAAUGUCCCUGGUCUUUGUGGUUGAAUCUGUGCUUGAAAUUCACUGCUCGACUGAGGGACCUUACAGAUAAUUGUAUGUGUGUGGUACAGAGAUGGGGUAGUCAUAUAUAAAAAUCAUGUUAUACACUAUUAUUGCACACAGAGGGAGUCCAUGCAACUUAUUAUGUGACAUGUCAAGCACAUUUGUACUCCUGAACUUAUUUAGGCUUGCCAUAACAAAAGGGUUGAAUACUUAUUGACUCCAGACAUUUCAGCUUUUCAUUUUUAAUUAAUUUGAAAACAUUUCUAAAAACAUAAUUCCACUUUGACAUUAUGGGGGUAUUGUGUGUAGAUCAGUGGCACAUAAUCUCAAAUUAAUCCAUUUUAAAUUCAGGCUUUAACACAACAAAAUGUGGAAAAAGUCAAGGGGUGUGAAUACUUUCUCAAGGCACUGUAGAUAUAUUAGAUUGAGCUAUGUCAAGAAUCCAGUAUAUAAAUAAAUAUGCAGUGUGUAUAAACAGUGUAACUAAAAUGCAGUUUACAGUAGUAGAACUAUUAGAAUAAGCUAUAUUAAGAAUACAGUAUUUAAAUACACAGUACAAACCCUAUGGAAAAAUGGAUAGAAUUGCAGGUAAUUAGCUUCCCGACCAGAGUCUAGAAUAUAAAUAUAUGUAUUUGAAUGGUGUGUAUAGACAGUAUUGACAGUAUGUGAAUAGAAAAAGUUUGUAUAGCAGUAAUAUAGGAUGAGCCAUGACUAGAAUACAGUAUAUACAUAUAAAGUGGGUAAAACAGUAUGUAAACAUUAUUAAAGUUCAUAAGACAGCAGUCUCUAAGGUGCAGGGUAGAGUACCGGGUGGUAACCGGCUAGUGACAGUGUCUAAUGUUCAGGGCAGUGUACUGGGUGGAGGCUUGCUAGUGGUGACUAUUUAACAGUCUGAUGGCCUGGAAGCUGGUUAUCAGUUUCUCGCUCCCAGCUUUGAGGCACCUGUACUGUCUCCGCCUGGGUGAACAGGCUGUGGCUCGGGUGGCCAUGGUCCUUGAUAGUCUUCUUGGCCUUCGUGACACCAGGUGCUGUAGAUGUCCUGAAGGGCACACUGGGGAACUUGAAACUUUUUGACCCUCUCAACUGCGGCCCUGUCGAUGUGGAUGGGGGCGUUCUCUCUCUGCUGUCUCCUGUAGUCCACGAUCAGCUCCUUAGUUUUGUUGACGUGAGGGAGAGGUUAUUUUCCUGGCACCACUCCGCCAGGGCUUUCACCUCCUCCCUGUAGGCUGUCUUGUCAUUGUUGGUAAUAAGGCUUUCCACUGUUGUGUCAUCAGCAAACUUGAUGAUUGAGUUGGAGACGUGCAUGACUACGCAGUCAUGGGUGAACAGGGAGUACAGGACGGUGCUACGCACUCCUGUGGGGCCCCCAUGUUAAGGAUCAGCGUAGCGUAGAUGUUGUUGCCCACCUUCACCACCUGAGCUUGGCCCAUCAGGAAGUCUAGGACCCAGUUGCGAGGGGGAGAUGUGAUUCACAGAUUGCAUAGUCUGUGAAUCUGUUGGGGCGGUAUGCAAAUUGUAGUUGCGAUAUUGCGAUAUUCAUUGUCCCCCACGAUGAAACCGGGGAGGGGUCUUUGGAUAUAUCUCCGUCCGUUCAUUCGUACGUUAGUCACACACGAUAUCAGACAGCAGUGUCCUAAUUUUGACGAAACUUGGGUGAAUGAUGCGUCUAGCCAUAGAGAUCCGGCAUUUACAAAAUUACACUGAUUGGCCGAAGGCGGGAGCUAUAGUAAUUAACUGAAAUGUGUUAGUCACACGCAAUAUCUCAAUUGGCCCAAGUGGGGGGCGCUGCAUCAUUUGGGGGGGACAACAUGUUUACUGUGGUCUUGUUUAGUUCAGUUACCCUUUAUUGGGUAUAGGAACAAUGGUGGACAUUUUGAAGCAAGUGGGGACAACAGACUGGGAUAGGGAGAGAUUGAAUAUGUCUGUAAACAAACCAGCCAGAUGGUCUGCACAUGCUCUGAGGACGCGGCUUGGGAUGCGGGCCGGCAGCCUUGCGAAGGUUAACAUGCUUAAAUGUCUUACUCACGUCGGCCACGGAGAUCGGGAGCACACAGUCAUCGUGAGCGGCGGGGGCCCACGUUGUCGGCUCCUUGUUGUUUUCCUCGAAGCGGGCAAAGGUGUCCGGGAGCGAGGAGUCGGUGUCCGCGACAUGGCUGGCUUUCCCUUAAUAGUCUGAUUGUCUGGACCUGCCACAUGCGUCUCGUGUCUGAGCCGUUAAAUUGCGACUCAACUUUGUCCCUGUACUGUUGUUUUGCCUCUUUGAUUGCCUUGCCGUGGUUAAAUGUGGUGGUUCGCGCUUUCAAUUUUGCACGAAUGCUGCCAUCUAGCCAUGGUUUUGGGUUUGGAUAAGUUCUAAUCAUCACAGUAGGAACAACGUCCUCUAUGCACUUCCUGAUGAACCCAGUCACCGAGUGUGUAUACGUCGAUACUAUUCCCAGAGGCGACUCAGAACAUUUCCCAGUCCGCGUAAUUCAAAAUAAUAGAUUCCGAUUGGUCAGACCAACGUUGAACAGUCCUUACCACGGGUGGUUCCUGCUUAAGUUUCUGCUUAGUGUUUGUGCGUGCAUGUGUCUCACUAGUCGCUACCCAUGAGCCACCCACCUCCCCCCACCCAGUCCCCAUAUCACCCCUCUAUCCAGGAGAGAGAGCGAGCGAGAGAGAGAUGGGAAGGGAAAGAGCGAGAUAUGGAAAAGGAGAUGGAGGGAUGGGAUGGGGGUUGCCUGCAGCGCCUGUCUGGAUGUAAACAAUGCUCCUGA